Spodoptera littoralis (African cotton leafworm) is the source of this 1207-nucleotide messenger RNA. The record is from the annotation of a GenBank genome assembly. NCBI's taxonomy places the organism in Eukaryota, Metazoa, Arthropoda, Insecta, Lepidoptera, Noctuidae.
AUGAAUGUCUUUAUUAAUAUUGUUUGUAUGAGUCUUAUUACUUUUGUGAACGCUGGUGAUAUUAAUUACGACACAAUUUUAACUAUAUUAAAGGAAAGGAGAACCAAUUUAUUAAAUCCCGAUGAAAAGAAUGAAAUAGUGGAAACUAUGCCGGUCAUCCCUGGGUUUUAUCUGCAGAAACCAAAUGAAAUAUCCAGUUCCUUAUUUAAAAACCCAACGCAAUGGCCAGACGCUUUAUUCAGCAAUUUAAACAGUAUAAAUAAGAGCCAAACUGAGGACAAAGUUAUAAAGGACAUUACAAGGGACGGCUAUUUAGAUGCAAAGAUAAUAAAAGCUGUCAAGAAUCUCAAUAAAUAUAGAGAAAGUCAGAAGUCUUCUAUCGAUAAAUUAGGGAUAUGGAAAUCAAACAGUAACGGUGAUGAUAAUGUUCAGAACGCUCCAGUAAAAGUAUUAGUGAGUCACGUGCUGAAUUCAAUAAAAAAUGAAGAUAUAGCAAAGAAAAAGCUUAAAGCACAGAAGGAUAGGGAAAAGUUGGAGAAUGAUAAAGUGCUGAAACAAAUUUUGAUGGAGAUCAAAGGCAACAAUCGUUACGAGAAAAAAGAGAAACGUAAAAAAGUAAAGAAGACCGAUAAUGAUAAGAAAAAGGCUAAACUGGAAGCUCUACUAAGAAAUCUUUUAAAAAUGGAAAAAUCGAACAGCGAUGACGUAACAAGCAGUGAAUCCUCUGAAAGUUCUGAAGAAGAUUCGUAUACCAAAGAAAGUAAAGACGGUGGAAAUAUAUUGGAAGACAUUUUGAACGCGCUCAAUAAUAAUGACAAAAGUAUAGAAAAAUCAAAAUUUCCAGGUAUUAAUACAAUCAGAACCUUCGAAUGUUUUAAGGGCCAAUGUAGACUAUGAAAACCAAGGCCCUGGCUACAUGUACAGCAGAAAGUCCGGAAAUAGUAGUAAGGUCAAGGCUAAUGAAGAUACAGACGAGGAAGAAGCUUCUGAGGAAGAGGAGUUAGAAAAAAAUCCUGGCAAUCCAUUCACCAUCCACAAGAAUAAAUACAAACAAAAUUGGCCGUACAAUCAUUAUAUGGACGGUGACCAUAUGAAUAUAAAUCCGAUGGGUCCAAAAUUUGGUAAUCUGGGACCUUCUGGUCCCGAACUCUUCUUCGGAAGAAAGUGGUGGUAUUUUAAUCAGGACGACUACAAGCCGAUGGGUUAA